AAGGUUUUCUCACAGUGUAUAACAAAACCAUGGCCUUAAAAUCUCUCUGAAUGCUUCCUUUCUGCGCUCCUUCGUACCUAUAAAUUUACCAUUUUUUUGUCUUCUAAGUCCUAGACUUCUUGUACUAUGAAUAUAUAGAAUCACAGCCCUGAAACUUAUCAGAAUCUGAAGACCACGUAACACCCAUUCCUCCAUUCGCGCCCAAAAGUUCCUUUUUGUGCUGCUUUAGUCCUUUCCUUUUCCCUUACCGACCGAACCAUACGCGUCAAAUUGAAGGUUCAAGGAGCAUCUCUCUCUCUCUCUCUCUCUCUCCAUUAUUUUCCAUUUGUUUUUUGGAGCAUCCACUGGGAUCAAAUGCCCCUUUGAUUUCCCAGAUCAUGAUUCAUGAGGCAAUGGAAGUGCAAAAUUCCAAACAUGGUCAUAUAAUUGAAGUAUGUGGAGAUGUGCCGGCUGUGGGGACGAGCCUGGGUGGGAGCAGGAUCUGUGGGGAAGCUGCAUGUGGAUUUUCAGAUGCUAAAACUAGUUCCAAAGAUGCCAAUGAACGGUCAGCGUCCAUGCGAAAACUUUUGAUUGCUGUUAUACUCUGUGUCAUCUUCAUGAGUGUGGAAGUCAUUGGAGGUAUCAAAGCCAACAGUCUUGCAAUUUUGACCGAUGCAGCUCAUCUGUUGUCUGAUGUUGCUGCAUUUGCAAUAUCGCUAUUCUCGCUUUGGGCAUCAGGAUGGGAGGCAACUCCACGUCAAUCGUACGGUUUCUUCCGAAUUGAAAUAUUAGGUGCUCUUGUUUCCAUUCAGAUGAUAUGGCUUCUUGCUGGGAUCCUUGUUUAUGAAGCCAUUGCUAGAAUUAUUAAUGAUACUGGUGAGGUUCAGGGCUUUCUUAUGUUUGUCGUUGCUGCAUUUGGUUUAGUGGUUAAUAUCGCCAUGGCUCUCUUGUUGGGACAUGAUCAUGGUCACGAUCAUGGGCAUGGUGGGCAUGGUCAUGGCCAUGGUGAUCAUGGUCAUAGCCAUGGGGGUCAUGAUGAAAUGCAUAACCAUGGGAUAACUAUUACCACACAUCAUCGUCCUCAUCAUCAUCAUCAUGAGGCCAAACAUCAUGAUGAACACCAUCAUGCCCAUGAAGCAGAUCACACUGAGCCUCUGCUGAAGACAUGUAGUGAAGGUGAAACGAAGUCCAUUGAUGCAGCUAAACAGAAGAAGCAACGGAACAUAAAUGUACAGGGUGCUUAUCUUCAUGUACUUGGGGAUUCCAUUCAAAGUGUUGGGGUUAUGAUCGGUGGGGCAAUUAUUUGGUAUAAGCCGGAGUGGAAGAUUAUUGAUCUGAUAUGCACCCUCGUAUUUUCUGCAAUUGUGCUGGGGACAACAAUUAGGAUGCUAAGGAAUAUUUUGGAGGUUUUGAUGGAGAGCACACCCAGAGAAAUUGAUGCCACAAAGCUUGAAAAAGGACUCUGUGAGAUGCAUGAGGUCGUUGCUAUCCAUGAGCUGCACAUUUGGGCCAUAACCGUGGGGAAGGUCUUAUUGGCUUGCCAUGUUAUAACCAAGCGCGAGGCUGAUGCUGACAUGGUACUGAACAAGGUUAUAGACUACAUUAGAAGAGAGUACAACAUCAGUCACGUGACCAUUCAGAUAGAGCGGCAGUAGAUCCAGAGAGAGCAAUUGCUGAUUUGUUGGGUGUUGCAAUUGGGUGGAUUUGGAUGUGGUAAUUGCGUGGGUUUGUGUGUUUUGAUUUAUUUUCCAUAUGCAUGAUCAUGUCUCCUAGAUCUCCGGCUGGUCCUUUUUGGUAUGCAUGCAUUUUAAUC
Molecule: messenger RNA, 1792 nt
Organism: Juglans microcarpa x Juglans regia
Lineage: Eukaryota; Viridiplantae; Streptophyta; Magnoliopsida; Fagales; Juglandaceae
Product: metal tolerance protein 1-like
Exons: 2
Coding region: 378-1634 (418 amino acids)
Biological process (GO): zinc ion transmembrane transport
Cellular component (GO): vacuole; plasma membrane
Molecular function (GO): zinc ion transmembrane transporter activity
Source: RefSeq, a predicted model, not a curated record